Messenger RNA from Oryzias latipes (Japanese medaka), 2751 nucleotides. RefSeq lists its product as uncharacterized. Lineage: Eukaryota; Metazoa; Chordata; Actinopteri; Beloniformes; Adrianichthyidae. The record is from RefSeq and is a predicted model, not a curated record.
UAUCUAUCUUUAUGGUCCAAAAUCUUAGGCAGAAAAAAAUUACUUAAAUAAAAUUGACCUAUGUGGGUGAUCUGCUUGAUAAAAUAAGAAAAACUAUAAGCUGCCAGGAACACUUAUUUGGAGUGUCACUCUGUCCCUUGAAACCAGGAGCAAGAGGGCUUCUUCUGGAAGAGGCCAGUUUCAUCCAUCAUUCAUUCAUCUGAAUGAUAAUUAUUCUCCGCGGUUUUCUUCCUCAACGUUUUAGGAUUUUUUCGGCUGCUUCUGAAUCAGCUGAUGCCAUUUCUCUGUGCAACGGAAGUAACUUUGGUUAUAACGACUCAGGAACUUAUGGAACCAGCUGUUACUGUAAUAUGUUCUUUAAUGAAUGAAUAGUGACCUGAAUAGUGACCUGAACUAUUCAGUGAGUCUCUACUGUUUGAAUGGAUCUCCACCUGAAGGCUGAUGCUCAACUAGACCCUCAGAAACCAAACCAGCAGAUGCUGUUAGUUGUUGACUAAAGGAAGAGAUUCUCUGACUCCUGUUUCUCUGCAUCUAAACAUCUAAAAAGCUUAUCUUUUCUUCAGUAGAUCCAUGUGAGUCCAACAGUUUCAAGCUGUUUCAGCUCCAAGAAAUCCAAACCUCAGAGUCAGAAAUCUAAAUUAUUUUGAGUAAAAAGGAUCAAACAGAUAAAACUUUCAUGUAUCAUCUUUUCUGGUAAAUGGUGUAUGUUUACAUAACCCUUCUUUACUAGAUUUUUUUUUGUUUUGUUUUGUUUUCAAUGGAGAACUCUGUUCUGUGCUGAAGAAGGACUUCAUGGAGCUGCUGGUUCAUCUCUACAGCUGCUGCUCUCCUGAAGGUUUCUGUUCAUUCCAGAGACUCCUCAUCCUCAGAGAGGAAGAGUCACACUAUGGAUCUCUCUGAAUCCUUUUAACUAUGUUGCUUCUUUGUGUUCUUUGCUCUUUUGCAUGAUUUAAAUUGCUGUUACUAAUUUUUUCAUUGUUAUUUUAUAAGCUGCUAGCACUGUGGGUCAAGAGGAAAAGUAAUUUCAUCUGUGCUGCAUGUCAUGUGUAUGCAGCUUAUUUGACAACAAAGCUGACUUUGACUUUUCUUAUUGAAGAGUUUUUCUAUGUUUUUCCAUCCAUGUUUUUACCAGAGUUGUUCAUCUUUAACUCUCCCAUAUGGAACUUAACUAUCUCUUCACCAACGACAUCCCUGAGCUUCAGAAAGAAGCAUUUUCUAAAUGUUCCAGAGUCUCUGUCCUGGACUUUUAGGAACUGAUCCUUCCAGAAUGUGAAUGUGGAUUUGAGCUUCUUCAUGGUCUACAUCUGCAGUUUUCAUUGAAUCAGCUUCUCUAGUUUCAGAAACACAAACUGCUCUGGUUCAGAGAAAUGUUCUGUUCAGACAGAAUGGGAUUGAAACCCAAAGUGUGGUUUUCUCAGAGGAGCAGAGAUCUUUCUGCUUCUGUUUGACUGCAUGAAAGCAGCAGAGACCAGAAGUGAGACAGAAACUCUGAGAGUGGAAGUGAGCUCUGAAUGCUGAAUGUGUCUGUGUUUGGACUCCCAGCAGAACUGUGCUGCUCUCUCAUGUUCCUGUGGUUUCAGGAGGAGCAGAAGAAAACAGACUGAUGGACUUCAGGAUAACUGAACACGUGCACAACUCUACAUUUCCUCUUUCAUGCUGUCACUUCCUGCAUGAAUCUUUCAUCUAAUAACUGCAGGAAUAUUUGUCAUUUUCUUCUCUCAUUUCACACAGCAGUUCACCAAGUUCCUCCACUGCAGACAGAGACAGUCAUGUUGAUCUGAACAUUAGAGAAACUCAUCAUGGAGCUGAAAUAUGAUCCUGAUUCACUCAGAUGACACUUUAACAGCACACAGGUUUUUGGAGCACACUUUCUCACUGUGUGAGUCGGGCUAUGGGUCCAUCAUCUUUGGAUCUGGAACUGGACUGUUUGUAACGGAUGAGUCCGUAGUGAAGCCCGUGGUGAGCGUGUACCCAGCAGCAUCCAGAGUCCAUGUGGAGGGGAGCAGCUCCCUGCUGUGUCUGGCCUCAGCCAUGUUUCCUCCUGUGGUCCAGUUCUCCUGGAAAAGACAGAAGAACAACGGACCACUGGAGGACCUGACCUCUGAAGAGCAGCUGGAUCUCACAGAGUCGGGACGCAGCGCCUCCAUCCUGCUGCUCCAUCAGCAAGAGGACAGCUCCUAUAAAUACAUCUGCUCCGUCAAACAUGAGGGGGGCACAGUGGAGGCCCAAACACAACAAGAGGUUCCUGCACUUCCAGCUGCAGGUUCCACAGCAGCUCCAACAUCCCAUCCAGCAGCUCCAACAUCCCAUCCAGCAUCUUCCAGCAUUCUAGCAGAGGGAACAGCCUCUGUUCCUCCUCUGGACCUGGUGGAGCUGUCCUUCCAGUCUGAGUGCAGGGUGAAGCUGCUCUGCCUGCUGUACUCAGUGCUGAUAGUGAAGAGUCUGGUGUACUGCUGUGGACUCUCUCUGCUGAUGAUCCUCAGAAACAAGGGAGCAUCCACCAACUCCAGACAUGCUGAAUGACUGUUUUCUGCUCGUCUUUUCUCUCCAUCAAAUCUCCUCCUUUCAUCUCAUUCAUCACUUUGAUCACAGUUCUCAAAUGUUUUUUAUGACUUGCUGUAGAUCUUUAUGAUCUACUCUGUGGAGUUGUAGCUUUGCUGUCUUCUGCUUCAUAGUUGAACAUUCUUUCAUGCACAGUAUUCCAUAUCUUCCUUCCAACAAUAUUCUCAAUAAACAUGCUGUCUGACUGUU